This is a messenger RNA of Debaryomyces hansenii CBS767, 504 nucleotides long. RefSeq names its product D-aminoacyl-tRNA deacylase. The coding region runs from base 1 to 504 and encodes 167 amino acids. Gene Ontology annotation, molecular function: D-tyrosyl-tRNA(Tyr) deacylase activity. The record is from RefSeq and is a predicted model, not a curated record. NCBI's taxonomy places the organism in Eukaryota, Fungi, Ascomycota, Pichiomycetes, Serinales, Debaryomycetaceae. Gene Ontology annotation, biological process: tRNA metabolic process. Gene Ontology annotation, cellular component: cytoplasm. The transcript has 2 exons.
AUGAGAGUUGUUAUUCAAAAGGUUAAGCAAGCGUCUGUGGUCGUCGAUGAUAAGAUCAUCUCAUCAAUUAAUAAAGGUCUAAUGAUUCUUGUCGGGAUUUCAACCAAAGAUACAUUGGAAGAUGUAACUAGGUUAACAAAGAAGUUGUUAGGCCUUCGAAUUUUUGAAGAUAUUUCUAAUCCACCACUGACUGAUUCCGUACAAAAGUGGAAUGGGAAACCUUGGGCGAAAAGUCUACUUGAUGAUCCAUCAUUGUCCGUUUUAUCAGUAUCCCAAUUUACACUCUACGGUACCAUUAAAAAAGGAACGAAACCGGAUUUCCAUAAAGCAGCUAAAGGUAUGGAUGCCAGAAGCUUAUAUGAUGAGCUUUUAAACCAGUUGAGGAUUGGAUUAGGUAGCGAAGAAAGAGUAAAAGAUGGGGAAUUUGGAGCUAUGAUGGAUGUUUCCUUAACAAACGAUGGACCAGUUACGAUUAUUUGGGACACGCAGGAUUCAACCUUAUAA